AUGUUAUCUCAAUCUUCUAUGUUUCUCAAUUCUAUUUCGUCUCAAAAUUCGCUUUCCGGUGAAAUCGUAGAAAAAUCACAAAACACAACAAAAUUUCCUUCGUUAGAUAUGUCUACUCAUUUUAUAAAACCACCAUUUCCACCAAUGAUUAAAGUAUCCGAUAUAAUCUCUAAAAGAGAUCCAACUCAAAUAAGUUUAAAAGGCCCGAAUGCUUUUUUAAUUUAUCGCAAGGCAUUUUUAGAACAUUUAUCAAAUUUAAUGCAUUUAACUUCCAACUCAUCAUCUUCUUUAAUUGGUAAUGAAAGGGAACCAAAAGAUUAUGGUAUAAAAUCGCAUUUAAAAAUGACAGAAUUUUCAAAAUUUGUUAGUAUUUGUUGGAAUUCAGAACCAGAAUUCGUUAAAGAAACAUAUAAAUGCAUGGCCAAACAGGUCAAAGAUGAAUUGGAACAAUUAAGAAAGAAUAAUUCAUCAAAGAUAGGUAGAUCAAAAGUUAUUUGGAGAAAUGCGAAAUGUCCAUUUAUGAAGAAGAAAAAAGAUGAGGAUUCAAGUACACGGUUACUUAAAAAUAUUAAUCAUUUAAGAAAAGAAAAUAAUAAAGAACGUGAGAAUAGUGGUAAAGAGAAAGGAAAUGUGAAUAUAAAGAAAGAAAAGUCGAGGUCUAAAAAUGGAAAUAUUGGAAAUUCAAAAACAAAAGAAUCUGCAAAUAAUAUUGUAUAUGAAUUUGUUUCUAUAUCACCAGAAACUAUAAAAGCUAGUCAACCAAAGGAAAAAUCAAAGCUUAGAACAUCCGAAGAUACACCUUGGGUUACUGAAUCUGCUUUUACAGUUACUCCAAAUUCUAACUUCACAAGUACAACAACACCUGAACUUAUUAAUAACGAUUAUAAUAUUGCGUAUUCCGAAGUACAUUCAUCAAACAAUUUGAAUUAUAUUACAAGUGAAGAAAUUGAUUGGAAUUUAAAUUUCUUAACUGCGCAAUAUCCAGUGGAACAAAUAUUUUAUGACAAUUGUAUGUUUCAAAAUCUUUCACAGGGAUUACCAAAUGAGAGAAUUGGUGUUGAUUUGCAGGAUUUAUAUUUACAAGAUUAUCUCUGA
Molecule: messenger RNA, 1095 nt
Organism: Cetraspora pellucida
Lineage: Eukaryota; Fungi; Glomeromycota; Glomeromycetes; Diversisporales; Gigasporaceae
Source: the annotation of a GenBank genome assembly